Messenger RNA from Habropoda laboriosa, 3870 nucleotides. It is a transcript of the gene Liprin-gamma, whose product is annotated as liprin-beta-2. Lineage: Eukaryota; Metazoa; Arthropoda; Insecta; Hymenoptera; Apidae. The record is from RefSeq and is a predicted model, not a curated record. Gene Ontology annotation, molecular function: protein binding.
AUGAGCGCAGCCGUAGAAAACGGCGUGGAGGCCUCGAAGCCGCGCGGCGUUUUCUCGAGGGCAUUUGCUAAACGGGCGCAGCCCUUCGAGGAAGCCUUCAACACUUUAAACCGCUUGAACAAGGAAGGCGAAGCACUUGCCCUGCAGGAUGACCUCACAGCGCACCCCACCUUGGCUUUGAUGCAACGCAUCCUUGCAGAUGCACAGGCAAAAUUUCGCGUGAUGGUGGAGGAGAACGCAGCGACCGGCGCCCGGCUUGACGGCGAGCUGGAGCGAGCGAGGGGCGAGUGCGCCACGCUUCGCGGCGAAUUAAGGGAUGUUCGUGGCGCGUUGCCGGUUGUUUUGAACAAUAACAACGGCGGCGGUGGUUCGGGGAGUAACAGCAGCGUCUCUGCUGGUAACAGCAACAACAACGCCACGAACAACGCGAGUCCUGGACAACAGGAGCCGGUUGAAUUGCAGCAACAAUCGCAGGACGCUGGUAACAGCCCUGUGGACAAGAGGAGCUCCGCCAGCGAUAAGUCGGCAAGUCCUAUCGAUAAGAGGACCAGUCCUGUAGACAGGAAAGAGAGAGCCAGUCCUAUCGAUCGACACGCCAGUCCAAUAGAGAAGAGAAAUGGCUCACCGAGUCGCAGUCCGAGCGAGAAGGCGCGCAGACCUUGCGCUCCGGCGUUGGAGAAAACGCGUCUGGGUGGUUCCGGUGGCAGCGUGGACUCUCGAUCAGGAAGCGCAAGUCCCGAUCGAGGAUCUACAAAUAGAACGAGCAGCAUCUUCCAUCGCGGUGGUAGCGAUCGGUCGAGCGUGGAACGGCUACGUAUAACCACGACUAAUCGUGAUUCCUUGCGAUCCAGCAAGGAGAUGAACGACCACGAGAAGGACAUCGACAAGGAUCUAGUGGACGGUGAGGUGCGGGUUGACGAGGACAAUGAACCACCUGGACCAGCCCCGGGCAGCAGACCCUCGUCGCCAGCUAAUUCCCUGGGAAUCGGUGAUCCAUUGGUAGCGUCGAGGCUAUCAAACAUUCAUGGAGGCGGAGGAUGUAGCGGAUCGGUGGAGCUUGCCAGCACCAGGCGACUUCGAUUGGAGAAUGAACGUCUGGUAGCGGAAGUGGCAAGAUUGAGAAGAUUGUUAUUCACCGGAGCGGCACGUGGCGAAGUCGGCUCGGAGGACGCGGUACUCGAAGAGGAGGCACGAUUUGUUGCCCUCGAAGUGGAACUGCAACACGCCAAGGAUGCUCUACAGGCACUUAAGGCCGAUCGCAAAAGACUCAAGGCCGAAAAGUUCGAUCUUCUUAAUCAAAUGAAAGCACUUUACGGCACCCUCGAGGACAAGGAGCGGGAAUUACGGGACUUUAUCAGGAACUACGAACAGCGGAUGCGCGAGAACGAGGCGACCUUAGGACGGCUUCAGCAGCAAGGAGUUGGUAUACCUUCAGAGGAGCGUGAACGUGAACGCGAAAGGGAACGUUGGAGCCUUCUAAGGGCGGCCAGGGACGAAGCAGAUCGAAGUCUCAGCCUCGCGGCUAGUUUGGCCGACAAAGAGGCCGCCCUUUCGCACGCACACGCGACCAUAAAAGAGUUGCAGCGUCAAUUGGCUGAAAGGGGUGGCAGCGGUGGUAUCUGCUUGAGCGACCAGGAAUCCUUGGUCUCGUUCCCGAGAGGCAGCGUGAAUGGAGCGGCGACACCGGGCGCCGGAAGUAGCAGUGGCGGCGGUGGAUGCGGCGUGAUCCCUCAUAUGAAUUCUCAACCGCCAUUAGGGAGCACGGAGCUAGGAGUGACUGUUGGGAACGUCGGCAAUGCGGCAGGUGCAGGCUCUUCCGGUGGACAGGCGGGUGAUCGCGGAAGUUGCAGCGCGGAUAGCGGGGUUCGUGGUUCCAGCGACAGAGAAAGCGGCGGAGCGACCAGCGUGGGUGGGAACCUCUCGGAUUCUACCACUGACGGCACACCGACAAUUACGGUCGAGGGAAGCGGUCUCGACAUGGACAGCAUCUCCAUGGUAUCCUCCAUUGCACCAUCCCACAUAUACCAGUCGGCUACCACGCCGAAGGAUUGCAGCCCGACGUUGUCGCCGCUGAACGCGUUCUCCAGGUCCAUGGACAAUUCCUCGCUAUCAAGAUCGGUGGAACAGUUGUCGAGCCCGUUGGAAUCUGAGCCGAGAAGAAAUAAGCAGAACACACCUGUCGCAGCACCUGCCGCGCACUCGCGCUCCUCCGCAACCCGUGGAGGCACUUGGGGCUCUAUUUCUAGAGUGUUCGCACGUACGCGACAUCGAAAGCCGGCGAACAACUCGAGCGGCGGGAGCGGAAGUAACGAGGGCUCGGAUGGCUUCGAUCCCUAUAGGUCAUGGUCUCCACUGACGGAAGAAGGCUACGCUGAGAAGCUUCGUUUGCUUAGAGAAGCCGCAUCCGUGCCUAUGGAACGAUGGAGAGCACCUACUGUGCUGGCAUGGUUAGAAGUUGCCCUUGGAAUGCCUCAGUAUGGUCCACGAUGCGCUGAAAAUGUGAAAUCUGGAAAGGUGUUGCUAGAGCUAAGCGACGCAGAAUUGGAAGCAGGACUGGGAGUGACACACCCUCUUCACCGGAAGAAGCUGUGUCUAGCCAUCGAGGAGCAUCGACAUCCAAGUCGCGUUCGAUAUCCUUGCAUUGCUCAACUAGGUCACACUUGGGUCAGUUCAGAAUGGUUGCCUGACCUUGGACUCGCGCAAUAUUCCGAAAGUUUCGCCACUAAUAUGGUAGACGCACGGAUGCUCGAUCAUUUAAGCAAGAAGGAACUGGAGAAGCUGCUUGGUGUCACCAGGAAGUUCCAUCAAGCUAGCAUCGUGCAUGGUAUUCAUCUUCUGCGAAUGUUGAACUACGAUCGUCAGGCACUUGCUGUUAGAAGACACCAGUGCGAGCAAGUGGACACGGAUCCUUUAGUUUGGACGAAUCAGAGGUUCAUUCGGUGGGCGAGGAACAUCGAUCUGACUGAAUAUGCUGAGAAUUUGAAAGAUUCAGGUGUGCAUGGCGCUCUCGUCGUGCUAGAGCCAUCCUUCACCGGCGACACUAUGGCCACAGCCCUGGGUAUACCUCCAGCGAAGCACAUGAUCAGACGGCACCUCACCGCCGAACUGGAAGCACUCGUCGUUCCAGCAAGAAGUCAGCUGGAGGUGGUCCCGAGGAACAGCACCGGCGGGAGUCGUCCGAUGAGCACAGUGAGCACAGGCGGUAGCCUCGGUCGAGGAAGCAGAGCGCUGCACCUUCAACACCACCAGAGCUCCCUCUCGGCCCUCCACAUGACUGCCAAUCAUUCUGGAACGGUUGAUAGACGCAGAUCCAGCCUCAGGACCUGCAGUCUUCUUUACUUGAAAAAGUUGUCGUGGAAGAGCUCACAGGGAUCGUUAAGCAGAGCGUUCGGUCUACGACCCAGAAGCGAGAAGGCGUCGCCGUCGUCGUCGUCGGACACCGGAAGUUUGGCCAGCCAGUACAUGAGCAGCGCUCGAAGCAAUUCACCACCGCCUCCCCAAUUGCCACCGAGACCGAUCACCGGGAACAAAAGGCACCGUAGAGUGAAGAGCAUCGGUGAUAUCGACUAUAUAACAAGCGCAGCAUACGGCUCCUAUUCCGGCUACAGCAACGUUCUGCCAGGCGAUCCGUAUCAGUACCAGCAGUCGGUUGGUAAUUACUAUCAGUUGAAAGGUGGUUAUUACUCGCCACAGAGCACGGGACCGCCGUUUCCAGGUGUACAGAGAUACGGUAGCCUGGCAGAGGAAGCGUGGUCUUGCACUACGAAAGACGACAAGACAACACCGAGGACUUAUUUAGCUUAGCCAGUCCUGCCGGGAUAAUUCCGUUCUGGACUAUCUAGUAGUUGCGAGAUGGAUUGUUCGAUUCAG